CGAUCACCCAAAUCGGAGGCAAGGCACAAGGCAUCAUCGUGAACAUCACACAUCAUUUCAUCGUGUUCAUCACAUCAUUGUGUACAUCACGCUCGCACACGCUCACCUCAUCCGUGAGAUUAGCGCGAAAUGCGGAAUCAGCGAAGACGACAAAGGCACGUGUGCCCAACGGUGCUCGGCAAGGCCGCGGUGGAAAGGGAAAUAAGGUUACGCUGAGUGAAGAGGGCAGCAGCGCAGGCUGAGUUACAGCUGCCAAAUGAUGUCGUGCGAGCGCGCGGAAGCGCGCGCACGCGAGCGAGCAGCAGAGGCUGGUGGGGCGUGUGGAAGAGGAGGAGCUGGAGACUCCGGUGGCGAGAGAGAGGUGGCGGGAAGAAGCAGAAGUGGACGGAAAAGUGAAGAUCUACUUCACGUAGGGGCAUCUGUUCCAUGCUUUCGGCUGUAAUAUGCCUUGCGCCGAAGGUUGAUGUCGGAGAGUGCUCGAUUGGAAGCAAAGGAGAACGUGCUGAUUCGAAAAGAGCCACCUUCACGUGAGCGCGAUGGUGUGGGUGGGAGUUAACACAAAUGAACAUCGCGCAUGAUUGAUCGACUGACAAACCGUCAGUGGACGCUGUCGAGGAGCGGCGCGGGGAGGACAAGAGUUGCAAUCAGGGUUCAAGAAAGAGAACGAUAGCGACAACAUAGCGAUAACGAAACGAUCUCAUAGCCGCGCCAUAUCUUGGGGUUCAGUCGGUUUUUCGCUGCUGUUACGUUGACGCGAGAGGAGGUAAGAUUUAGCUGGGUGGGGGUAUUUGAUUGCUUGAUUGAUGGUUUUUUUGAUUGAUUGUUCAGGGAAAGGGCUGCCGCAUUCUAUCCGUAUUCGUCCGCUUCCCCAUCAGUCAACCACAAAUCUAUUGAUCUACUACUCCAUCACACCGUACUCCAUCCAUCUCUUGAUCCUUCGCUCCCUCGUGCACCACUUUCCUCCUUGCCUCUCUCUCCACACCUCCAUCUCUCCACCCAGAUAUUCAUCUCUAGUCCAUCGAUCGCUCCUGGAUUCGUUCGCUCAUCCAUUGUACAAUUUUGUUCUUCCUCUCUCUCCCUCAAAUACGCAGCGGCUUUAUUGUUGAUAUCUGCGUGGCAUAGGGUGGCGUGACGAGGCGGACGUGGGCUAGACUUCGUCUAUUUGGCAUGGUGUAGGUGUGGCCGUGGGCGGCACGGGGUCGCCCCUGGCCGGCAGGUGGCUUUAUGGGAGGAGACGCUGAUGAGGGUGCCCCCCCAUCGAAACGUGCUCGUUUGAAUCAUUACUUAGAGUACAGUGUGCUGCUGGGUCGAGGGGGAGACGGCGGGGGUGGAGCCGGCGGCGGCAGCUGCGGCGGCGGCGAAGGCGGAAGUGAGGGGGGAGGGGRGGGGGAAGAGGGCCAGGAAGAAGGAGGAGGUCGUCUCGGCUCGAGGGGCGCGGACUACCCGUUUCGCGGUUUGACUUCCGCCUCUGCUUCUUGUGCGUGGCGUGCGGGGGCCGCGGCCUUCGCUUUCCUUCCCCUUGCUAUGGCAGGCAAGCCCUGCGGCUCAGCCGAUGGUGGGGGUGAUGAUGCCACUGAGGCGGCUGCCGCUGCCGCCGCAGGGGCGGGCGCUCCCCUUACUCUCGAAGGAUCGCUUGGCCGCUUGCCAGCCGUCGAUGCCGAGGAGACGAUUGGAUCCAAGGGCCAGAUUCGGAAGUCGGAGUUCAUUCGAAUUAUUGCGCAAGCGUUGUACAGUCUGGGCUACAACGGAGCCGCCUCUCGGCUGGAAGAAGAGUCCGGGGUCUGCCUCCAGUCUCCUGCCGUUGCCAGUUUUCGCGACGGCAUUCUCGGCGGGCGAUGGGACGAGUGUGUGGCCCUCCUUGGCCUACUUCAGCUGGAUGAUUCCGACGUUCUGAAGAGGGCGACAUUCGAGAUUCUGCAGCAGAAGUUUCUGGAACUUCUGGAGCAAGGGAAGUCUCCUCAAGCGCUGAAGGUGCUACGAUGUGAGCUGGGGGCAUUGGGCAUCAACACGUGGCGUCUACAUCAGCUGGCGAGUUGCGUGAUGUGCACGUGCAAGGAAGACUUGAUGGUAAAAGCGGGAUGGUCAGGCAGCUCUCUCCAGGCGCGGUACGACCUCCUGCUCACUCUUCAACACUUGCUUCCACCCUCCGUGCUUAUUCCUGAAAGGCGGUUGGAGGCUCUUGUGGAACAAGCUCUCUCCGUCCAGCGCGAAAAUUGUUUGUUCCACAAUACCCGCGAGCAAACUCUCUCUCUGCUGUCUGAUCACCAGUGCGGCAAGAAUCUUAUUCCGAGCGAGGCGACGGCUGUGUUGGAAGAGCACACGGACGAGGUCUGGUAUGUGCAGUUUUCCCACGAUGGCACGAGACUGGCUACGGCUUCCAAGGACAGUUCCGUCAUCGUCUGGCAAGUCUUUGACGCCUACCACGUGAAGCUCCAGCACAAGCUCGUUGGCCACGAGGGGCAUUUGUCCUUCGUGGCGUGGAGUCCUGACGACAAGAUGCUCUUGACCUGUGGGCAGGAGAAAUUCGUCAAGUUGUGGGACACGAUGACGGGGGAGUGCAAGCGGACGUUCCUGAAGCACACGGAGCUGGUUUCGGCGUGCGCCUGGUUUCCGGAUAACAGACGGUUUGUGACUGGCGGGAGCGACAAGUGUAUAUAUUUUUGGGGCAUCGACGGAACGGAACUGGAUUGUCACAAGACGAACUCUAGAAUUUCUGACUUGACAAUCAGCCAGGACGGGCUGCGGAUGAUUAGCGCGGGCGAGAAGGAAAUAAAGAUUCACAGAUUCGACGACAAGAGUGACCGCACGAUCACUCUGGACAAUUCCAUCACCUCUCUGUGCAUUUCGCGGGACGACAGGUACAUGCUGGCCAGUCUCGAUAUUCAAGAAAUCCAUUUGUGGGAUCUCAACGCCAAACCGCUCUCCGACAAGCCCACCUUCAAGUACAAAGGACAGAAACGUGUGCGUUUCGUGAUCCGAUCAUGUUUCGGGGGAAGCGACGAGGCGUUCAUUGCAAGCGGAAGCGAGGACUCUCAGGUGUACAUAUGGCUGCGGAGGAACGGAGAGCUUGUCGAGAAAUUGGCGGGACAUAGCGGCACUGUCAAUGCUGUGAGUUGGAACCCGGUCAAUCCGCACAUGUUCGCCUCGGCAAGUGAUGACAAGACCGUAAGGCUGUGGGGGCUAUCCACCCCUUCGCUACCGGGAAUGAACGGAUACCACGGGUAUGACGGAUUGGGGAACGGGAACGCCGCUAAUGGGGCGCUUCAGCUAACAGCUGCAUCGAAUGGCAAUUGCUGAGAGAGGCAGAGGAGGGUAAAGGGAGAUGGUCCGGCUACGGCGAGUGCAUGGUUGCCUUCUUUCCUGUCCCUUGUAGGGAUGGAGGGCAUAACCGGUGUGAGUAUGGAGGAAAGCGACAGGGGGUCGCACAAGAAAACAGAGGCUGAAGGGAAGGGGUGAAAGAGGGAAGGGUAGUGGUUUCGUUUGGGUGUGGCUGUCAGUCUUCCAUUGCUCGGUGGGCUGUGCGAGACGGGAGGGGGGAGAGAGAGAGAGACAGACACAGAGAGAGAGAGAGACACAGAGAAAGAGAGAGAGAGAGAGACAGAGAGACACAGAGAGAGAGAGAGAGAGAGAGAGAGAGAGAGAGAGAGAGAGAGAGAGAGAGAGAAGGGUGGAAGAUUAGGAGUUGCGAGGUGUACGGGCAGCCUGGACGGAGUAAGUGAUGAUGCGAAUGUGAACGAUUUCGAUAACCUGUCGACGACGGCGGUAGUGCGGGACUCUGUUUACGGCUGCGGUAAUUCAUGUAUUUGAGGUAAGUCCAUUGUGUGGUUGCAAAGGAGAGAUGGUUGCUGUGGUUGUGGAGUGGAGAUGGUUGCUGUGGUUGGAGAGUAGAGCAAGCAUGCCUACCCCGUGAGCGUUGUGCACUGCAGGCUGGCUGGCAGGAAGGUGCGGAGGAAGCGAAGUGUCCAUUUUUAUGCGCGUCUCGGAUUUCACCGAUAGAAAGAAUUUCGUUGGGAAACCCAAAGGGGUAGAUGAGAGAGAAAAUCAGGCGGCGGGCAGAUGGUCUGGAUCAUGCGCUUGGUUCAAGUGGUGAGCAUUCGAUGGAACAUGCUGUCCAGCAGAUUGUGGGCAGGGUACUGGUCUGGAUCGUGUGCGCGAUACGACCGAUGAACAUAGAAUGGAUGGAACAUGCUGUCCGUGGAUGAUGGGCAGGGUAAAGGAUGGGGGCGGAGGAUCAUCCGGGGAAAACGGACGCUCAUUUCAAGGAAUUCUGUUGCAUCUCCGGGCUGUGCAAGAAUCUGCAUAUGCUCGGGCACCUGCGCAUCUAACAAGAAGCGAUGGAGAACGUUGGGUGAGUAAACAGGGGGAGGGGUGGUGAAGAGAGAGAGACAGAGAGAGAGAGAAGAGAGAGAGAGAGAGAGAGAGAGAGAGAGAGAGAGAGAGAGAGAGAGAGAGAGGGUGCAUGGAAGGGAGGAAUGGUGAAGGUGGAAGCUUUGGUUUCGUGGAUGCUAUUGUUUUGGUGGAAUGUUCAUCUUCAUCACCGUAUGUGCGCACUGUGAAUGAGAAAAUGAGGGACGUUGGAGGAAAAAUUAAUGGAUGGGCGAAGAGCAAUUACGGUGUAAAUUUCAGUCAGCUGUGGAUCUGCCGCUGUUAUCGCUCUUUGAUGACUAUCAAGCUGCUCGGUGAUGGGAAGAAGCAGGCCGUAUGGCGUUAGCUUAUUUGGCUAUGGCUGUGACGGAGGGAUUCCCGAGGGUGGAUGGGUCGUGGGUCGUUAGGUAGAGAGGGGGAGAGAGACUUACCUACCUGAGACAGGGCAACUUACCUGCCUGGGACUGGAAUGGUGGGAAGAGGGGCCGAAAAUAGGUAGCUGGCAUGUGCUUUUCUCUACGCACUAUGUUACGAUUUGAACGAGGAUUGAUGGCAAGGACGAGGUGGAGGGGGGAGGGGGGGGGGGGACGAGGGGAGGAAGAACGAAGAAAAUGAAGAAAUUGUUGAAUAGAAGAAAUAGCUGGAGAAUAGGAAAAAAGAAGCAUAGCGAUGUACAUAGGUUAUCAUCAUUCUCAUCUACUCCCUGUUACCAUCCCUGUUAUCAUCCCCAUCAUCCUCCUUUUCUCAUCCUCUCCGUAUUUUUCAUUCUUUGUGGUUUCGAAGACAGUUCUUCACGGUCGUUCAUCUUUGCUACGAGUUCCGUGAUUGCUUGUCCCUAAUUUGCACUUAUAUGUGGAGUAUUCGGGCAUCUUGGAAAUGACGACACCGCGCCUAUUUACGAAAUCAACUCAACAAUUCGAC
Molecule: messenger RNA, 5286 nt
Organism: Chara braunii
Lineage: Eukaryota; Viridiplantae; Streptophyta; Charophyceae; Charales; Characeae
Source: the annotation of a GenBank genome assembly